Molecule: messenger RNA, 3428 nt
Organism: Lymnaea stagnalis (great pond snail)
Lineage: Eukaryota; Metazoa; Mollusca; Gastropoda; Lymnaeidae
Source: the annotation of a GenBank genome assembly
AUUCUAUUUAUAACGCUCGGCCAUCUUUGCUUGAUGACGUAAAUAACAAAGUUCGUGACGACGCAAGUAGCGACAGCACACAUUCAUCUCCUCCCAUACAAAUGUCGGCGCUUAUGUUACCGACGGGAGAUUAAAACUUACUUUCAAGCCCUUCAACGUACAGAACACUUUCUAUUUAACCUCGCCAAGAGUCUGGUUUUGUAUUCUGCAUCAGCUUGAUCCGAAAAAAAAAACAACAAACAAGCAAACCCUGAGCUUGGGACGAGAUUUCAAUAGUAACAUCAUCACCGCUUGGUUGUCAUGUCCCAAAAACCCACGUGCACGAACAAAGACUGUGGUCUGCCAGAUGAGCGGACGUUCAACCUGAAGGUGGAGGAAUAUGUCCGGCCGCCCUGUGUUUCAGUGCUGCCGCCAUGUGGGAUCAAAGUUCGCAGCCCAGAACCGGAACCCGACAUGCCGCUGUCGCCGUGCCCGGCCCCCAAUCUACCCCCGUGUCGUUGGAAACGUAUACCAGACGAUGAUUGCAUUGUAGUCGACUCCAAGCCCAGAGCGUAAGUGAAGCGUUAAUGUUUUGUUAUUUACUCCAUUUUUGUUUAAAAUGCAGUCGGUCUACGGUGAGUACAAACUACAAUGUUAUUUACCCUUUUUGUUAAAAUGCAGUUGGUCUACGGUGAGUACAAAGUACAAUGUUAUUUACUCGCUUUUGUUAAAAUGCAGUCGGUCUACGGUGAGUACAAAGUACAGUGUUGGAUUCUGAGAGACGUCGAGACCGCAGAUGGUCGUACUUUACAGAACGUUUGAUCCAAUUUGUCAGAUGCAAACGUUCAAUGCGAUGCAGUAUGCCCACGUUAUACCCUGGUCAUGCCUGGCACUUCAAUUUGUUUUACAGAUGCCAGGCACACUGAGAAUAAAAUUAGAAACAUUUUCAGUCUUAGUUUAAAAUACCAUAUGUAGAUACAUAUAUAUUCUCAGACGAUGGUAUUUUGAAAAGGUCACGGUAAGGGGUUCGAUGUAGCAACCUCUUCCAAUAACCCUCUUUUGGGGGGGGGGGGCGCUGCGAUAGCCAUGGGCGACACCCAUUUCCACAGUAGCCCCAACCAGAGUAUUAAAUUUUAUGAUCUACGUAGCUUGUUACAUAUAUAUUCUCAGACGAUGGUAUUUUGAAAAGGUCACGGUAAGGGGUUCGAUGUAGCAACCUCUUCCAAUAACCCUCUUUUGGGGGGGGGGGGCGCUGAGAUAGCCAUGGGCGACAACCAUUUCCACAGUAGCCCCAAUCAGAGUAUUAAAUUUUAUGAUCUACGUAGCUUGGUGAAGCCCCCUGCCCCCCCCCCAAGCCCAAACCCACCACCCCCUUUUUUCCAAAAAAAAUAGGUCUUAAUCUUGAAUAAGUUUCUCCGGGUCAAAAUGUCUUGAUGCAAAUCUUCCACGCCUGCAGGAACUAUGGUCUUUCGAUCCAACAUUUGGUAACUCUAUAGUUUGACGUUUUGCUUUUAGAUUAGACCUUUGCCUUUUCCCCCCUCUCACAUCUUACUUGAAAUUGCGUGAUGUUCGCCAACCUGUCUUCCCCUAAUAUGUAACUGUAACUCCCCUAAUAUGUAACUGUAACUCCCCUAAUAUGUAACUGUAAUGUUCGUGGUUGACUCUCUCUCUAUCACAGGGACUACUACAACAGACUUAAAAAGUCAACGUCAGAUAACAUGAGGAAAAAACCGACAGCUUUUGAUAAAGGAGCGCCCAAAAAAGACAAGCAAGGUUAGUGAACAGCCGGUAAUGAAACUAGUGACCAGGGUCAGAUCUGUUCAAACCGAACCAGUCCAUGAUCAGGGGCGUAGGUGACCUUGAAAGUGGGGGGGGGGCUCCAACCUGAGCCAUCCCUGGAGCUAUAAACUGCUGAGCUUUACCGCAGAAAAAACUUUUUCGAUGCCAGCAGGGGACCCUGGGAUCCCACCUCAGCGGCCAGCUACGCCCCUGUCUAUGAUCCAUGCUGAAGUUGUUUUUCUUUUUUUCAACCGAAUAUAAGUCAGUGUUGUAAUGGUCAAUAAUGGCCUUCGUUUUGGAACAGGAAACUUUAUAGUUGAAAAAUACAAGCUAAGAGAGCUUAGAAAAUAAUAAAGGCAUGGGCAGCAUUAGAUUGGUUUACAUUAGUUUGGCUUAAAUUAGUUUGGCUUAAAUUAGUUUGGCUUACAUUAGUUUGGCUUAAAUUAGUUUGGUAUUACAUUAGUUUGGCUUUACAUUAGUUUGGCUUAAAUUAGUUUGGUAUUACAUUAGUUUGGCUUAAAUUAGUUUGGUUUACAUUAGUUUGGCUUUACAUUGUUCGGUUUAAAUUAGUUUGGUUCACAUUCGUUAGAUUUAAAUUAGUUUGGUCUACAUUAGGUUGACUUAACUUUACUUCAGCCUGUUCUCGUUCAGUCAUUUUAUUUUCAAUUUAAAAGCUAUCAACUCACUCCGGUCUCUUUAAGUUGAGAAUCACUAUAGGCGUGCUGGCAUUGUGAGAAUGCAUUCAUCUCAGCUUACACCAGAUCAUCCUAACUCAACUCAGGUUAUCGUAUCUCACCUCAUAUCAUCAUAUCUUAUCUCAGAUCAACGUAUCUCAUCCUUUAGCACCUUAGAUAAUUCUAUAUCACCUUAGAUAAUCCUAUCUCACCUCAUAUCAUCCUACCUCAUCUUGGAUCAGCCUAUCUCCCGUCAGACCAUCAUAUCUCACUUCAGAUCUCAACUCAGAUCAUCCUGCCUCAGAUCAGAUUUCACCUGACCACCCUGGCGUGGUGUUUGGUGCUUGCCAUUUCUUCCAAGCACCCGCUAGGUUGUAGCUUCAUUUGAUUUUUUUUUAUUGGAAUCCACUUUAUGGUAUUCAACUUGUUUUUUUCUUCCCCCUUCUUUCUGUAGGCAAAUAAGCAAGCUAUUUUAACCUGACCGAUCAACAUGUGAGAAUAGGCUGACCAAUCAACACGCGAGAAUGGGCUGACCAAUCAACACGGAAUUAUAGGCUGACGACUGAAAAAGUGUAACUUCAAGACGAUUUACGUGAAAUCUUUCCCCACAUUAUCUUAGCUGGGCCGGUCCAGGUGUUACGCAUACCUGAGUGAGACUUAAAUCAUGUUCUCUACCCUCUCCCCCCGUCUAUAAAAAAAAACACGUAUUUUUUUAAAAUUUCCGGAUCUUCGCUUAAACCAUCUGUAAGGUUUCUCAAAGCUUUAUAGUACAUUCAAAUGUGAUCCCUGAAUGGCGUUAACUUGGAGCAAGCAGUUUAAUGUGUUGGACAAUUAUUUUUUAUAUCGAAUUUUUUUGAAGUCUCGUAUCCGGAAACCCCUGGGGUCGUCUGGUGCAUGGACCGGCCUUGCUAGUUCUGAGCAUCUUUUAAAUUCGUUUUUUUGACAUGUAUUUCCUGACUGGAAGCACCAAUAAACAGAACUACCGAAACAAUCGGA